GAAAAGCAUUCCCAUCAAUUGGUUAUCCAACAAAAUGUCAUCUAUUGGACUCCAGACAUACACACAGAACUUCACUGUUCAGAUUCCUCUACCCUAUUCAAAAGGACCAUCAGCCAUAAUGGGAACCAAUGUGUAUGGUGUUCUWAGAGCACCAAGGAUUGCGGGCACUGAGGCCAUAGUGUUCUCACUGCCUUAUAAGAAAGGAAAGAACCUGGGAGGCUUGGCAUUGAUGUUAUCUCUAGCUGAACACUUUAGAAGUCAGAGUUAUUGGUCCAAAGACAUCAUAUUCCUAGUAACAGAUCAAGGAAUUCUAGGGAUGCAUGCAUGGCUUGAAGCRUACCAUGAUGUACCCAAUCCUUAUAUUAAGUCUUUACCGUUAGAGGGUCAUUCAGGGUCCAUYCAGGCAGCCAUUAAUGUCGAGAUGAGUGCAAGCCAUGUGGACAGUUUUGAUAUUUUAGUAGAAGGAAUCAAUGGACAGCUGCCUAAUUUGGAUCUCAUCAACAUGGUGAAYAGACUUUGCWUGAAAGAAGGGAUUCCCUCAAAACUCCUUACCCAGGGUUUUUGAAGGAAUUGUUCGAAGCCUGAACAACCUAAUGGAGCGUUUUCACCAGUCMUUUUUCUUCUACCUCUUGCCUGCACCCUACCGAUAUGUCUCCAUUGGACUGUAUAUGCCACCGUUUUGCUGCUUGCUAUUGGGACCAAUGAUUUCUGCAGUUAUGCUUUGGGUAGUUACUGGUGAUCCUAGCGUCGUUCACAGAUCUAAAAACAUCGCUAAGGCAAAGAAAGAAAAAGAUGAAGACAAAACGGAUGAUAACAAAGAUGUGAAAAAGCCUGACAAAUCUUCAAACAAAGACACUGAUAAUGCCUACCAUGAAGAAAAGGCAGUUAGCGUAARGAAAUUUCAAGAUCCAAAGGAAUCCACUGGCAUACAUAACGCUAAAAACGGAGAAGGAGAAAAUAGCGAAGCUGAAAGACAAGAUACGGCACCGUCCAUCGACGAGUCGACUUUACGAGAAAAGGUUGCCUUUGCCUGGAAUCCUCAACAGGUCAGCGGAGUGUUYCCUAUUGUCAUGGUAACAUACUUGGGUGGUGCAUUGUUGUAUUACAGUCCGUAUCUUGGUUAUACACUAGGCGUUACUAUGGAGAUGAAUGGAUUAACUGUCUCCCUUGUUUGUACGUGUAUUGUUUUGUGUAUCAUGGCRAUGACCCCCCUCAUACACAGGAUUUUCUUGAAGACUGCAUCAAUGGCGAAUCUCUACCUUGUCAAGUGUGUUGCCUUAGUGCUCUUUUCGGUCACAAUGGCGUCGCUUGGUGCGAUGAAUUUCUCCUUGGCGUUCUUGACCAGUGUGAUAACUAUCCCCGCUUUUCUUAUAGCUGGCCCAACGCAAAAUAUAUUCCGUCGAUUUUCUCAAGUGUUUCUUCUGCUCGUCGCUUCUCCGCCGUCAAUCCUCUUCCUACUAUGUUUGGCGCACCUUGCUUUAUUACCUGAAUCUGACACACUUUCUGYUGAUAACUUCGAUUCCACAAUGCGAGAAACUUUGGAAAUGGCUUAUCACGCUGUAAUGUCGGCAUUAAGGGAUUCACAUGUGCUUGGUACAUGGUCGUUUAGCAUUGCUUGUGUUGGUUUAAUGCCAAACUGGRCCCUCUUCUGGUAUCUCGCUUGGCAGUAACUAUUAGGUAUUUGACUUUUAGGCACAACUAUGACURUGUAAUUACGUAAUACAGAAGCAACUUGACCACUGCACAGCAAAUGGCAUGCGGUAAAACUUUUACAACAUGUUUUUUUUCUGGGCCAACAUUGAAAGGAAAUAAGCUAAGAAUAAUGUUUACUAAGGGAAAUUUUCAAUUUUUAUCUGUUUCAUUUUUUGUUAUUUCGAAAUUAAUUACUUGAAUUGGGAAAGACUAGGAUAACWAACACAGGAUUUUGUGUAGACAUUGAAUUCAACACUUAAAAUAUUACACUUGAAAUCAGCGUUGGAUGGAGAAAGCAAGGGCUAUCCUGUUGAGCUUUUCGUCAGAGUCCAUUCAAAUCAUCAUUGUUUCCUAAGGGCUCGUUUAACUUCAAGUACURCUGCUCUAAUAUUCGCUUUAUUUCUUUUCACGAAAUAGCACAAAGGCUUUAUACUCCUGAUAGUAAUGUUCGAUUACCCCGUUAGAAGUGAAUACAGGCAAUAAUAUUGAAAUAGAACCCGGCUGGCCUUGAGAUCAUUUUCCACGCUAAAACUUUCAAAUAUAGUCUGCUUAAAAUGAAAAAUGUGACUACAGCAAGAUUGAUGUGCGUGGAGGAAGGAAGGCAAGGAAUACUUUCUAAGAACUUUUGCCAGGAAAAGAAAUUUCCUAAAUUAAAAAAAAAAUGACCAAAAAACGUUUGCCAGGAAUAAAUUUUUUUAGGUCCAAAAAGAAAAGUAUUGUAAUAAAGCCGUUCUUGAACAUAAAAACGAUUAAAUUUUUUUAAAGAAGGAAGGGCGUCACAUUUGCUUGUGAUAUUGUCAACAAUGUAGGUUAAAAUCUCUUCCUCAGGGGAAAAACAUGUAAAAAAAAGUGGUGUUUUACUGUCACUAGCUCCAUUGUAUUCAACACCGGAAACAAGAACCUAUACUAUGAAAUUAUAUGUUAAGAUCUA
This is a messenger RNA of Exaiptasia diaphana, 2623 nucleotides long. RefSeq lists its product as uncharacterized. The record is from RefSeq and is a predicted model, not a curated record. NCBI's taxonomy places the organism in Eukaryota, Metazoa, Cnidaria, Anthozoa, Actiniaria, Aiptasiidae. Gene Ontology annotation, cellular component: membrane; GPI-anchor transamidase complex. Gene Ontology annotation, biological process: attachment of GPI anchor to protein.